AUGUCUGAAACUGUUACUUUGAACAACGGCUUGACCAUGCCCCUGGUGGGUCUUGGCUGCUGGAAAAUUUCCCCAGAUAUAUGUGCUGAGCAGGUCUACGAGGCCAUCAAGCUCGGGUACCGUUUGUUCGAUGGUGCUUGUGACUACGGUAACGAGAAGCAGGUUGGCGACGGGAUCAGAAGGGCCAUUGACGAGGGGAUCGUCAAGCGUGAGGACCUUUUCGUCGUGUCAAAGUUGUGGAACACCUAUCACGACCCAAAGCACGUCAAGUUGGCAUUGCAGAGAACUCUUGAUGACAUGAAAUUGGAAUACUUGGAUCUUUACUACAUUCACUUCCCAUUGGCAUUCAAAUUUGUGCCCUUUGAGGAGAGGUACCCACCUGGGUUUUACACCGGUGCUGAAGAUGCCAAAAAGGGAAUUCUGACAGAGGAGAAAGUGGCCCUGAUAGACACUUACAGGGCAAUGGAGGAAUUGGUCGACGAAGGGUUGACCAAGUCCAUUGGGAUCUCAAACUACGCCGGUGCACUGGUCCAGGACACUCUUCGUGGGUGCAGAAUCAAACCUGUAUGUCUGCAGAUUGAACACCAUCCAUACCUAACACAAGAAAAGCUAGUUGAGUACUGUAAGUUGAACGGGAUCCAGGUGGUUGCCUACUCCUCAUUUGGACCUCAAAGCUUUGUGGAUAUAGACCAAAAGUUGGCAAAGCAUACUCCACCUUUGUUCGACCACCCGGUGAUCAAGAAGAUUGCACAAGAACAUAAAGUCACGACCUCCCAAGUGAUUUUGAGAUGGGCCACCCAGAGAGGGAUCGCAGUUAUUCCAAAGUCAGCCCACAAGGGCAGACUGUUGGGUAAUUUGCAAAUCGAUCAGGCUGUCACAUUGACACCAAAGGAUCUGGAAGAAAUUUCCUCGUUGAAUAAAAACCUUAGAUUCAACGAUACCUGGGACUGGACGAUCUCUAAGUUCCCAAGUUUCCACUAA
Molecule: messenger RNA, 981 nt
Organism: Huiozyma naganishii CBS 8797
Lineage: Eukaryota; Fungi; Ascomycota; Saccharomycetes; Saccharomycetales; Saccharomycetaceae
Gene: GRE3
Product: trifunctional aldehyde reductase/xylose reductase/glucose 1-dehydrogenase (NADP(+))
Exons: 1
Coding region: 1-981 (326 amino acids)
Cellular component (GO): cytosol
Molecular function (GO): aldose reductase (NADPH) activity
Source: RefSeq, a predicted model, not a curated record